Messenger RNA from Aspergillus costaricaensis CBS 115574, 3266 nucleotides. RefSeq names its product putative quinate pathway repressor protein QutR. Gene Ontology annotation, biological process: chorismate biosynthetic process. The record is from RefSeq and is a predicted model, not a curated record. The transcript has 2 exons. NCBI's taxonomy places the organism in Eukaryota, Fungi, Ascomycota, Eurotiomycetes, Eurotiales, Aspergillaceae. Gene Ontology annotation, molecular function: 3-phosphoshikimate 1-carboxyvinyltransferase activity; shikimate 3-dehydrogenase (NADP+) activity; 3-dehydroquinate dehydratase activity. Bases 175 to 2934 code for a protein of 919 amino acids.
CAGGCUCAUCGUGACCUUUUCAAACCAAUGCUUACCUUCGAAUGCGCCCAGUCGGUCCUGCAGGAACUAAUUCUCGGCUCUCGCGUCCUACGCCAUGCGUGGGUCUAAUAAUCGCCCUCUUCUCAGUAUUGUGAUUUCUCGUGUAUAGCCCGAACAAAAAUUCCUGUGCACGACAUGUCCAUCCUCGUGAAUCCACCCAAACGCAAGCUAGACGAGCUGGAAGGUCCGGUCGAGCAACAGAACAGCAGGCGCUUGUCGCAUCUUCCUUUCACCUCCAAUACACCCCAUGCAGUAGACCCUACCCCCGGCAACGAUGCUCCUCCACGUCCCCGUGUCAAUUCCGCUCCUCAGACGGAACACUCAGAGGCGUCGCCAUGGUUGAAUGCUUCCUUGCGCGAGCUGAAUUCCAAUCGUCAAUCGCCAGUCUCCUUUGAGGGGCCUUUCCAGGCUCAGAGGAAAUUCGCUCCCAAUGCGUCCAUUGUGUUGACCGGAAUCCGCGGCACGGGAAAGUCCAGUCUAGCGGUCAUUCUGGCGGCCACCUCGGGUAGGCGACUGAUCGAUGCAGACCGGUAUUUUCAGCAGGUGACCGGCCGUACACGCGCUUCUUACAAGAAGGAGUUUGAUCUGGUCGAGUAUCGUCAGCAGGAAGCCAGGGUGAUGGAGUCCAUGCUCUCCGAAAAUCAAGAGGGCUGCGUCAUCGCAUGCGGGCCUGGGUCCAUGGAGCGCAGCGGGCAGACGUUGUUGAGGGAGUACGCGAAGACUCAUCCAGUCAUCUACGUCCUCCGAGACCCCGAGAGCAUCCAGUCUUAUCUGAAAGCGUGGAACACAGACAAAGUUCGUCGUUUCCUGGAACUUUCGGGGCCCAUCUAUCGCGCAUGUUCCAACCUCGAGUUCUUCAAUGUCUCUGAGAAAGGCAUCGCGGACCACCCACUUCCAAAAGAUGGCCACCAGGACUCGCCAUUGGAAUCUGAGCUUGAUCAGCGAGUACAAGCAAUCACUCCUUUCCUGACCCUCAAACAACUACAGCGUGAUUUUCUUUGUUUCAUUGCGUUCGCAACGGGUGACACCACGGACCUCAGCCGUCAUAACUCAUCGUUCCCUCUAUCGAUGCAACCAGUCGAAUCACGCACCUACACAUAUGCCGUGACCGUCCCUAUUUCAUCCAUGUUAGAACGUGAUCUGGACAUCGAGGAGCUAGAGUCGACCUCCGAUGCGUUCGAGCUGAAGCUGGAUGUCGCCGAACCACCUUCCUCCCAUCUCGGUCUGGACUCGAGUUUUGCCGAUACCAUUAGUCGGGCGGUAGCCAAUGUCCGACGGAACACGGUCGUUCCAUUAAUAUACAAUGUGGAGAGUAAUGUAUGUCGUUAUGGCUUGAGCGCAGAACACAGAGAUCCCUCGCGGCGGUCGGAUGCAGAGUACCUCAAAUUAGUUCAGCACGGUCUACGAUUAGCCCCGGAGUUUGUGACAGUAGACAUGUCCUACGACGACAAGGUACUUUCACAGGUCAUAGCUUAUAAAGGGUCGAGCAAAGUGAUCGGGCACUUUGCUGCCGUGCAGCCACCUGCUCGGGGCUGGGAUGACGCACAGUAUAUGGAUCUCUACGAGCGAGCCAAAAGGUUAGGAUGCGACAUGGUCCGGCUGACACAGCCGGCGGUGACGAUUGACGACAAUUUUGCCGUGCAACGUUUUCGCGACUACAUCAAGUCCCUUCCUGCCCCGCAACUGCCUGUCAUUGCGUACAAUACGGGCCCAUUGGGCCGGUUGUCAUGCUGCUUCAACCCGACAUUGACCCCUGUCACUCACCCGUCAAUGGUCGCCGAAACACAAUCGAAAGGCUUGCCGUGUAUCACCCUCCGUGAGGCACAGGAGGCGCUGUACGCCUCAUUCACUUUGGACCCCUUACACUUCUUUGUUUUCGGUGCCAACAUCACCUACAGUCUGUCUCCUGCCAUGCAUAACGCCGCCUAUAAGCGAUGCGGAAUGCCGCAUCACUACAAACUUCACCAGUCGUCGUCUCUGCGAGGCCUCAAUGAGUUGGUGGAGAACCCCCAUUUUGGUGGCACCAGUGUCAGCCUGCCGUUCAAAACAGAAGCCAUUCCGCUGCUGCAUUCCAUGUCUCCACAUGCUCGAGCCAUUGGCGCCGUGAACACGCUAAUCCCUAUUCGGAGGCUGGGAGACAAGGCCCUCGACGCCGAUAAUUCCUCGCUGUACAUGGAGAAGAGUCGUGCAGGACCUAUCAAGGCCUUGCAUGGAGACAAUACCGACUGGAUCGGAAUUGGAAAUUGUUUCCGGAGAGGCUUGUCACCCGCAAAUGCCAUCCGCCCGUCAUCUACUGGGCUAGUUAUUGGCGCGGGUGGCAUGGCCCGCGCAGCCAUUUACUCCAUGAUACACCUGGGAGUGCAGAAUAUCUUCGUCUACAACCGGACCAUAGCGAAUGCCGAAAAGCUCGCCUACCACUACAAUCGCCAGAACCUCCCUUCGCCAGGCCAGGCCGGGUCAGCGGCACGGCCUCAGGUGCACGUGCUGCGAACUCUACAGGACAGCUGGCCUGCCAACUACAAGCAGCCGACCGUCGUCUGCUCAUGUAUCCCAACUCACAGCAUCGGGGGGCAGCCGGCCCCAAACUUUGAGAUGCCAGUGCAGUGGCUCGAAAGCCCAACGGGAGGCGUGGUCGUGGAGCUGGCGUAUAAAACGCUCAAUACCCCACUGAUGAAACAAAUUCGAGCACUUUCGCACCGUGGCUGGGUCGCCCUGGACGGUCUAGAUGUCCUCCCGGAGCAAGGUUUCGCCCAGUUCGAGUUAUUUACAGGUCGCCGGGCGCCGCGGCGGCUCAUGCGGACCGUAGUCUUGAAGGAAUACGAGGGCGAAGAAGGCCAAUACGACGAGCAGGCGAUCCAAAGUCGGAUUGAGAGUCUAGAUGGACAACCUACCUGAAGUGCUCAUUGGUCAAGAAUAUGCCAUUAAAAGCCCCAGCUAUCUAAUAUCGCGUAAGAAACGCCACCAGGCUGCCCGCCUCCGGCAUGACCGUACCUGGAUGGUCCGUCAGUCAGCAUGCAGCCACUUCCGCGGGACUUUUUUCCUUUUGGCACGGUGGGAGGCAUGUGGACGAGCAAUGCUUACUGAACACGAGCAUGCACGUACAGGCUAGGCAUGGACGCCAGUCGCCGCGGACAAUGCAGCAAACGCAGCAUUUCCAUCUCGCUCUGUCUGUCUGCGCCCAUGAUAUGAUAUAUUUGUUAUGACUACAACGUACGUAUACAAUCAAG